Cylicocyclus nassatus is the source of this 7479-nucleotide messenger RNA. The record is from the annotation of a GenBank genome assembly. NCBI's taxonomy places the organism in Eukaryota, Metazoa, Nematoda, Chromadorea, Rhabditida, Strongylidae.
AUGUCGAUCGGCCUGUCAUCUCCGGCGCGGUACUCGCUUAGCUACGUUGAUUCUUUACUCACCGACUUCACUCAAUUCCCACAAAAAUCCAUCCAGUUUGUUUUCCAAAGACUACUUGUUACUUGUGGAGCGGACUGUGGUUCGCCGGCGGUGCAUUGCGCGCGCGUUCUUCUUUCCGCUGUCGGGUUCGGUCAACCUCUUCCAGCUGGCCCGAGAAGGAUUUUGGACGAAUCUACAGCUGCACAGCUGAUCUUUCUGAUUGUCAAGUUUGCAACAGAAGAACAGCCGAGUAGAAGCGUUCUCGAGCUCGCCGGCGCUCGUCAUAUUUUUAACGCGCUUACCGAUCGGGUCAGCGCUGAACUUCAAGACGCUGAAGCCUCCAGCGACGGUCAGCUUCCGCUGCUUGUACAGUCGGUCUCAUCAAAGGUUUUGCCAUCAGCAUCCGACAUCCAGUUGUGCCUUUUCUGGGUUUCUGUCACUCCAGGCAAAGCAGCGAGACUUAUAAAACCGUUUAUUGGCCAGCUGCUUCACAAUUUCUUCGUGAUCAUUGUAUCGAGCAAGGAAAAGACCGCCAUCCGCACAGAGUUUCUGAUUCGUUGCCUUACUGCUUACUUGGAAGGCGAUUUCGAUAUCGGAACACCUGUGAUCACAUUCUUGCGAAAUCACAUUGCUGAAGAUAAAAAACAUAUCUUCAACUCGUACCUUGGUCAAGUCAUUGCAAAAGCAGCAAAGUUCUCGUCAGAAGUCGAUAACGAGGCACUCAUCACACAAGUGGAGCAACUUUGCGCGACUGGAACCUACAAUUCGGCAGCUAAAAAGGCGCUAUUCGAAACAUCCAAUAUGCUGCUUGUCGGUGUUGUACAAGGAGCAGGCAGAUCGUGUACAGCUACGGAAGAGGCAUUUCGAGCGCGGUUGAAUGAGAUGACAAUGACUGAAGCAGCUUGCUUUACACCAUCUACUGUCGCAUUAGCGCUGGUCUCAUUCUUGGAUGGUGGACCAAAAACAUCUAUGCAAGCUAAACGACAUGCUAGCUUUGAAAGAGCUGGACCAGGAGUAUCAGAAUUAGAUGUUGCGGAAGAUCCGCCUUGGAAUGGCAAAGUUUUCGCAUCGGUCGUCAACGAAAUGAAUCCGAAUCUUGAUUGGUACGAGGUAUUCGAUCGGCUGGACGAUGUACAAAUGCUAGUCAUACGCAGACAAUCUCUCAUUACUCUCAUUGAUGCAUUGAAAACAGGACUCAGGGAUAAACCUUUUCCAAUAGCAAAGCUUUAUACGAAGUGGCGAUGCAGGGAAGCGCAGUUGUCGCUGAUAUCGUCAAUGCUGGAAAAUCCAGAUGUAUUUUGUAUAGCUGAUUAUCCUCAUAGAUCUGUGCCAACGGGAACGCUAAAAAGCACACCCGAUGAAAGUGACCGACUGUUGGCAUCCUGGUGUUGCGUUGAGCUGACAGAGCUACUAUUAACGAUGGCUGGCGAGCAAAAUGUACAGACGGCUGCCAUCCGACUUCUGCAUGGUGCACUCGAGAAAUGGCCCGAUGUGGUGUUGCUUGCAUUGUUCCAAAUACCGCCACCCGUCACGGAUCUCCGUCAAAAAUUCAUCGAGAUGAUACUGCCGGUUUUUAUACAUCACCAUACAAAUGCUGUAUCCGUGCUCAAUGCAAUAUGGAACAGUGAGGUUCUGCCACGAACAACGGUGCACAAUAUGAUUAUCAAUGCCUUCCUAGCUUUUCAUGCAAAAGCACCAGAUGACCAACAGAGAUUAGCCAGAAUUCUAGAUAUCGCAAACGAGUUGAAGCCGGGUGGUUUGGCGGAGCUGUUCAGCUGCCCCCAUGUGCCGUUUAUUCUCGAAAUGGGUUUACUUGCAUCAAAACGGGAUUAUUUGAAACUGGAUAAAUGGUUGGAGGAUAAGUUCUUGGAGUUGGGAGAUCCUCUUGUUGAUAAUGUGAUCAACCAACUCCAAAGACGACUAUUUACGCCAGCCUCUAGUCAAUCGCUAUCGGCAGAGACAUUUUCGAUCAUGAUGACUUUUCUCAGGACACAUCUGGCCAAGUUAUCGCCACUGCUAAAGCAAAAGUACUUGGCUCUGACGGAGAAAAUCAAAGAACUUCAGCAACAGCAGAUGAGGGAAUCCUCAGCACGAAGCUCAUCGGUGUCGUCAACAGGACGAUCGCCGAUUGUUGGCGGAUUCGGCAUGGAUGCCCGAUUCCCCGGACGGCCACCCGGAGCUGGUGGCCCUCCGCCACAAUCGAUGCCACCACCACCACAACCGUUUCCGCCAAAUGGUGCUGGUGCUCCACCACCGCCACAUAAUCUACUGGCAAUGCAGGCUGGCCCCCAACAGCCUGUAUCGAAUCCAGUAGGACUAGGUUCUAUGUUCGGCAGCAAUGCAUUUGGUGGAAGUCAGGAUUUGUUGAGGUCGGCACAUCCAGCUCAACCUUUCGGUGGACAACCUAUGGCUAUGUCACCAUCAUCACAGAUGAUGAGAUCGGGUAUGCCUCCAGCUCCUCAACGACAGAACUCAGCAAGUGGAGUUGGAUGGCAGAUGGGAGGACCACCAGGACAACCUCGAGGCCCUCCAACACCAUCGCAACAAAUGGACUUCCAGCCCCAACCACCACCCACAUCAUCACAGGUUGAUCUGCGUUCUGCUCCAAUGCCCCUAGGUGCUGGUCCAGUAGUCAUCGAUGAUAUGAACUUUCCAAAAGAUGUGCAAGACGAAGCUAAUAUGUAUUUUGAACAGAUCUAUAAUCAGUCAUCUAUGGUUGGAGAUCUAAUAAUGCGCCUGAAAGGAUUGAAAAUGUCACAAAAUCCGAGAGAUCAGAAGGUUCUGGCAUGCGUCGUCAAGAAUCUGUUUGAAGAGUAUCGAUUUUUCCACGAAUAUCCAGAAAGAGAACUUAGAACAACGGCAGAGAUCUAUGGAGGAAUUAUUAGGGAAGGAAUAAUUAGCAAUCUGCAUUUUGCAACGGCUGUGCGAAAAGUCAUCGAAUCGCUGCAGUCUGAAGUGGGAAGCAUGUUGUGGACUUUUGGAAUAGUCUCAUUAACAGCUUGCAGAUCUAAGCUGUGCUCUUAUCCGAAGGUGUGCUCCAUGAUCGCGCAACAUGAGAAUUUCUCAAAGUUUCCACCAGGGCUGAAGGAAUAUGUUUUGGCUGGCUUGAAAGGUGAACUUCCAGUACAAAAUAUCGCAAUGCCACCGAUGGACACUACUGGGCGAUCCACUCCACCACUUAGCUGGACACCCACACAAAGAUCGUCAAGUACAGAGAGUGCUAAGGCAACAACGAGCAGCACUAGCGUUGGGAGCACUAAUCGAACUGGAAAUUCUGUGUUGUCAUAUACGAACGUAGACACCCUUGUCUCUGCCACUGAAAAGGAAGGAGCAGAAGUUGCACAACCGGAAACAGCUGUAGUCGACAAAGUGUUGUUUUUGUUCAACAACCUAUCCCAGAGUAAUAUGAAUACCAAAAAGGACGAGAUACUAGCAUUGAUAGAGGAAAAUGGCGAACCAUUUAUCCGAUGGUUUGCGCAGUACAUAGUGAUGAAGCGGGUUUCAAUAGAACAGAAUUUCCUGCCUCUCUACAACCAAUUUGUUCAAGCUAUAAAUCAUCCAUUGUUGGAUAUACAUAUCAAGAGAGAAACGUUCAGGAAUAUUAGGAUUUUGCUGCGAUCGGAUAAACGGCAAGCUGCUUCCAACUACAGUGAUCGACAACUUCUUAAAAACCUCGGCAUGUGGCUAGGAUCUAUCACGAUAGCCCGAAAUAAGCCGAUCCUUAUCAGUGAACUCGACUUGAAAGCUUUGCUUAUGGAAGCAUAUUACAAAGGCCAGCAAGAACUGCUGUUUGUCGUACCAUUCAUCGCAAAGAUCCUGUUUUCAUGCUGCAAAACACAACUGUUCAGUGCAACAUGCGCUUGGAUACGAUCCAUACUGAAAGUGUUAGCCGAACUGCACAACGAACCCGAUUUGAGGAUCAACUUGAAGUUCGAGAUAGAGGUGCUCUGCAAGGAACUGUCGGUGGAUUUGGAGUCGCUGCCCGUCGAGGGCAUUCUUAAAGAUACAGACCGUCUGGUGAGGGUCACACAACAGCUAUCAGACCUCAAGACGUUGCAACAACCAGAUCAAGCGAAUAGCAGCCCUGUGCCCGGACAAAUGCGGGUUGCACCGGAUUCGGUGCCCGCGAUGCCUGGUGUGGAUACCAAGCCAUCGACACCGAAUCCGGAAUCUGAGGGAUCGUCAGCGAUUGUCGAAGGAAGCGCUAGUGCGGUCAUAGUGCCGCCGCUUCACUUUGCCUACCAUGACAUUAAUGUGACAUCCUAUGAAGGCCUUAUCCCUCAUAUCAAGGUCCAGCUCUCGCUGCCAUUAUUCCAGCUUCAUCCGCAUAUGAAACAUCAUGUCCGUCCGGCAUUGACGCAAGCUAUCAAGGAGCUCAUUGGUCCUGUUGCUGAAAGAGCUCUAAAAAUAGCCAUGAUCGUUACGGAAACACUUGUACGCAAGGAUUUCGCCCUUGAUCCCAAUGAAGAUAACAUGAAAAAGGCGGCCUAUCACAUGAUGCGAGCAAUGACUGCCGGAAUGGCGAUGAUCACAUGUCGUGAUCCGCUUGCCGGAACGAUGAUAUCAUUGCUACAGCAAUCGUUUACGAACUCAUUGCGGACUUCGAAUACUGAACUGUCGAAGAUGAUUGAAGAAGCGGCGAGAGUAAUCACACAAGAUAACAUCGAACUCACAACGAACUUCAUUGUGAAAACAGCAUGCGAAAAGGCAGCAGCUGAACUGGAGAAACGGCUAGAAACCGAAGCGGCUCGCCGAGCUGCCGUACGACGUGAAGGUGCUGAAUGGCAUGACGCUGCCAUGGAGAAGAUCCAAGCUGAGCUGCCACCUCGAAUCGCUAUUCAAGUUGGUCCUACAAGGAAAGAACAUCAGGCUAUUUACGACCAGUUUAGCAGCCGAAUUUGUGGUUUCAAACCGACGAUUCCUGACGAGGCCUCGGCAAAUGUUAUGGAACCGGUGAAUAGAGUGAUGUCACUACCGGAGACUGCCAAGGAAGUGGAGCAACUCACUCAGCAACUGAAUAGUAUCAUCAAGGAAGUGGACAUAACGAUGCAAGCACAGCCAAAUCCAACAAAUAAGGCCUUCCAAGGAGUGGGUGCGAUUCGAGAUCUUCUCUCACAACUGGCAGCAAAUCCACGAGACUCCAUGACUGUUGUGAACCUGAUCACACGAUCCGUGGAACACCUUUUGCAUGCGUACCAUGUUGACAGCACUUCCAAAGCUCUCGAUGUUGAGUGGGCCCGAAGACUUCGUGACUUGUUCCUGGGUGUAUGCCGUGUGUUGCUGACACAGUUCACCCUAGUGGAUUUGUCUCGACGCAUUACUGGUAGCAUUGUGAAUGUGAGAAUGGAUUACAAGUGGAAUGUGGAGGCGAUUGAGGUGUUGUUAAAACAUCAACUAGUACAAAACCAAGUCUUCGAUCAACACUUAGCACAUGUCAUGGAUGGAGGCUCGAAUAUGGAGGCAACGUUGUUUGCACAGAGGUUUUUCCGCCUUAUUGGGUUUAACGAUGCAGCUAGAGGGCCGGUGAUAAAGGAGGCUUUCCCAGCGACCUAUGAGCAACUCUUGAAAAUGCAGCAAAUGCAAGCAAUCCUGCGUCAACAAGCUGCUGCUGCAGGAACAGCUGAACCGAAUCUUGACUCUCCUCUAGGACCAGCUGCUAUGGAUGCAUUGGUUGCGGCCACGGCAGGACCGGGAAUACCACCGGCAGUACCGCCAGCGGCUGAGGAGCCUGGAAUGUCUGACAAAGUGGAGAUCAUCUUGAGGGAAUGGAUUGGAUUGUGUUAUACACCACUGGCACAGAGAAAUCCGAAAGAAGCAUUGUUCCAAAUGAUUGUGAUGAUGCACGAACAUGGCGUCCUAUCCGGUGAUGAGAAGAUCUCCCAGUUUAUCCGAAUGUGCACCGAAAUGUGUGUAGACGUAGCGCUGCGUUUGCUGAAAACUGAUGCGAACGCGCCAGUUAGCCAAUCGAACAUCGUGCGACAAAGAUGCUACUAUACUUUGGAUGCUUUCGUCAAACUGAUGGCACUGAUGAUCAAGUAUUCUGAUGGAGGAAGCGCAUCACCAUCAGGCACUUCCAAGAUAGCUCUCCUAAAGAAAGUGCUGCACAUUAUCACUAGCGUUCUGCAUGUCGACCAUGAAGUCCGAAGGCAUGAGUUCAACGCAAUGCCCUAUCACAGAAUCUUGAUCACGUUAUUCAUCGAGCUGACCACACCUGACGGCUCAAAUCUUGAGUCGAUUGCAUGGUCCAUUAUCGAAGCGUUUGGACAGAACGCUCUUUUCCUGCUGCAACCUCGUCGAUGUCCAGCUUUUGCCUAUGCCUGGCUCGACUUUGUCGGUCAUAGAGCUGUGAUUGGAGCCCUCCUUGGAGGUAAUGGUUUUGCCGAAAAUGUUGAUCCCAUGAAGACGUCCGCUAUGUACACACAGCUGCUAAUAUGUCAUCUGAAAUUCCUUGCACCAUUCCUGAGGAAUAUCCAUUUGCCGAAAUCGAUAGCAGUGUUGUAUAAGGGAACACUCAGAGUGUUGCUCGUGAUCCUUCAUGACUUCCCUGAGCUUCUUUGCGAGUAUCACUAUGUGAUUAUCGACACCAUCCCGCCAAACUGUGUACAACUUCGAAAUCUGGUGCUCUCAGCGUACCCUCGGAAUAUGCGUCUGCCAGAUCCAUUCGCAUUGAAUUUCAAGCAAGUCGACAGCAUCCCAGAAAUGGCAAUUGAGCCAAAAUCGAACUUGAACAUGGCAUCGAUUAUCCCAGAUUCUAUCCGACUGCCACUGGAUGCCUAUUUGAGGACAAGGUCGGCCGUUGAUUUCUUGUCAGCCUUGCCCGGCAUGCUUCAGAUUUCUGAUAAUCCUGGUUCGAAGUAUAACAGCACAGUGAUGAAUGCGAUGGUGUUGUAUGUUGGAAUGAAGGCCAUUGAAAGCUUGCAUGAGCGUCGUCAGCGUAUCUCAAUCUGCACGAUUGCGCAUACAGCUUUCAUGGACAUUUUCCAAAACUUGGCCGUUCAGUUGUGCACGGAAGGGCGUUAUCUGCUGUUCAACGCAAUCGCCAAUCAAUUGCGAUAUCCGAAUGCGCAUACACACUACUUCAGCUGUGUGUUCUUGUUUUUGUUCUUGAACUCAGAUCAUGAUGCGAUUCAGGAACAAAUCACUCGCAUUCUGUUUGAACGCUUGGUGGCGUUGAGACCUCAUCCAUGGGGUCUGCUGAUCACUUUCAUCGAACUAAUCAAAAAUCCUGUGUACAACUUCUGGAAGUACGAGUUUACCCGAUGCGCUCCUGAAAUAGAGCGAUUAUUCCAAAAUGUGGCGAACACAUGCGUCACUGCACGUCCAGCUGAUUCGGAGGUAAGGUGGCUGCCGACGGCCAUUGCAGCUCGAGUCAAAUCAAAGGAUCAACGUGUAUGCCGGCCUCUCUUUAAGGUUUUAUCAAUUCAUAUAUCAUUUCGUUGA